ACCGGGCGUUUGGUGGGAGGCGCAUGACAGGGAACAUAAGCGGCGUGCGAAGUUACGGAGAAGCCGGCAGGAUGACCGUCACACGGAGAGUCCAGCAGCGGAACCGGUGAUGUUUACCGGCGGUUUACGGUCCGAGGAUUAGCGUCGCGGAGACAAUCAUGGGCGUCGCGCUAAAGAGCUGGAGGGCCAAUGAAGGACCCAAACACUUGAUCCUGAUGGUUUGGAUUGCAAUAAAUGUCUAUUUGUUCUGGAGUACAUUCAUGUUGUACUUUAGCGGAUCGCAGUAUUAUUAUCUACACAAGAUGCUGGGGCUGGGUCUCUGCAUUAGUCGAGCGUCGGCCUCCGUUUUAAACUUCAACUGCAGUUUGGUGCUGCUGCCGAUGUGCAGAUCGCUGCUUACCUUCCUCCGAGGAUCUCAGCGGGUGACCGGUAGACGUGUUCGUCGGCUGCUGGAUAAGAGUAAAACGUUUCAUGUGGUGUGUGGAGUCGCUAUAUGCGUCUUCUCAGUGGUUCAUGUGAGCGCUCACCUCGUGAACAUGGUCAGUUUCUCAGUGAGAUAUUCAGAGGAUUUCCCCGCGCUCAAUGUCGCUCAGUAUCGAGGACAGGAUCCCAGAAUUCUCAUCAUAAGCACAGUUGCUGGAGUUACUGGUGUUCUGUUGGUGCUGGUGUUAUUUCUGAUGUUUACAGCGUCGUCUUCCUGUAUUAGAGUCUCAAGUUACGAGAUUUUCUGGUAUACUCACAACCUCUUCAUUGUGUUCUAUGUUGUUCUGAUGGUCCAUGCAGCGGGGGGGGCUUUAAAGUAUCAGUCAAACGUGGAGGCCCACCCACCCGGCUGCGUGCACAACAAUCUCACUUCAUUGACCAAUCACAGAGUAGCUGGAGAGAAGGGGGCGGAGUUUCCAAAUGCACCACCGACAGUUUGUCAAGAAGAGGCUCGUUUUCAACCCCAUUUUCCUCAGACGUGGUUGUGGGUCUCUGCUCCUCUCUGCCUUUACUGUGCGGAGCGACUGUAUCGUUUCAUAAGAAGCAGCACUUCUCCUGUUACCAUAGUUUCUGUCGUUAGUCAUCCAUGCGAUGUCGUAGAAUUGCGCAUGUUGAAGAGUGGAUUUAAGCCCCGCCCUGGACAGUACAUCCUGCUGAACUGCCCAAGUGUGUCGUCAUUUGAAAAUCAUCCAUUUACUCUUACCACAUGUCCAACUGAGAAGAAUGAAACAUUUGGUAUUCAUCUCAGAGUGCUGGGAGACUGGACCUUGAGAUUUUCUCAGCUUCUGCUUCAACAGUCGAACAGCUCCGAGAUCCUUCCUGUGAUGCAGCAGAGGAGAUAUCCUACAGUGCACGUGGAUGGUCCAUUUGGCAGCCCAUCGGAGGAGGUGUUAAAUUAUGAGGUCAGCCUGUGUGUGGCGGGAGGGAUCGGAGUCACGCCGUUUGCUUGUGUUUUACAAGCACUAUUUGAUGACUGGCAUCAGUAUAAGUUGAGGAGGCUGUAUUUCGUUUGGGUUUGCAGGGACCUUCAGUCUUUCUAUUGGUUUGCUGAUCUAUUGUGUGGCCUUCAUGAGAGGCUAUGGCGGGACAAUCGUCCAGAUUACCUAAAUGUUCAGCUCUACCUCAGUAAUACUCAAGGAUUACAGAGCAUUAGUGAGGAACGCUACCGUUUCUUGAGCUCCAGGCUUCGGAUUGGUCGGCCAAAAUGGAAGCUCCUUUUCCAGGAAAUCGGGAGAGCCAAUCAGCUUAAAAGAGUGGGGGUUUUCUGCUGUGGACCCAAAGGGAUCUCUAAAGCGUUACACACUCUGUGCAAUUCAAACCCACACUCAGGAACUGCAUUUGAGUACAACAAAGAGUCCUUCAGCUGAGGGACGUGAACAAACCCAUCGUUUUAAUGGCAAAUAAAAAGCCAUUAGAAUAUAUCUCUGUCUGUGAGGAAUGAAGACAAAAGAGGACAAAUGCAGAUGAAGACGUCUGGAAUUCAUGGACGGCAUUCUUGUCUAAAAAUGUAAUCCUCGGACAAAGAGACGGAGAGCUGGUAAACAGUGUAAAGAGAUGAAAAACUUGCACUGUUAUGUCUUAUUCAGGGAGUAUUUGUGAUUAACCUGCACAAGCUUUAAAGGAACAGUUCACCUAAAAAUGAAAUUUUGUUUUAAAUGUGCUCACCUUCAGGCCGUCCAAGAUGUACAUGAGUUUCUUUCUUCAUCAGAUUUGGAAAAAUGUAGCAUCACAUCACUUGCUCACCAAUGGAUGUGAAUGGGUGCCGUCAGAAUGUCCAGACAGCUGAUAAAAACAUCACAAUAAUCCACAAGUAAUCCACACCACUCCAAUACAUCAAUUAAGAUCUUGAGAUGCCAAAAGCUGUGUGUUUGUAAGAAACAAACCCAUUAUUAAGACAUUUUUGAUAUUGAACCAUUGUCCAUAAUCCAUAUUAAGUCUUCCUCCAGUGAAAAAGCGUAUCUCCUGUUGGUCUCUCACAUCAAAAUCCACCCACAUAUUUGUUUAGAGCUGUUUUGACUUGUAAAUGAUGCUUGAUCUCUGCAGAUUUCUCUCCUGAUUCAAACCAGACCACUUUUUCACUGGAGGAAGCAUUAUUAUGGAUUAUGUACUUGUAUGUUGGCCAGAAGCAAGCUUUGAAGUUUUAAACAUCUUAAUAAUGAGUUUGUUUUUUACAAACACACAGCUUUUGGUUUCAAAAGAUGUUAAUUGAUGGACUGUAGUGGAGUGGAUUACUUGUGGAUUAUUGUGAUUUGUUUUUAUGAGCAUCAUUCUGACGGCACCCAUUCACUACAGAGGAUCCAUUGGUGAGCAAGUGACGUAAUGCUGCAUUUCUCCAAAUCUGAUGAAGAAACAGGCUGAUCUUCAUCUUGGAUGGCCUGAAGGUGAGUAUAUUUUCAGCAAAUGUUCAUUUUUGGGGAACUAGUCCUUUAUAAACUGGGUUAAAAAGCUCUAGUUUGCCCAAAAAUGAAAAUUCUGCCAUCAUCUACUUAACCUUAUGUGACCCUGGACCACAAAACCAGUCUUAAGUAUCACAGGUAUAUUUGUAGCAAUAGCCAAAAAUACAUUGUAUGGAUCAAAAUGAUUGAUUUUUCUUUUAUUCCAAAAAUCAUUAGGAUAUUAGGUAAAGAUCAUGUUCCAUGAAGAUAUUUUGUAAAUGUCCUACCGUUUUUUUUGUUUUUUUUUUGCACCCUCAGAUUCCAGAUUUUCAAAUAGUUGUAUCUCUGCCAAAUAUUGUCCUAUCUUAACAUACAUCAAUGGAAAGCUUAUUUGUUCAACUUUCAGAUGACAUAUAAAUCUCAGUUUUAAAAAUAAUGACCCUUACGACUGGUUUUGUGGUCUAGAGUCACAUAUCAUUUCACAUGGUGUUUUGGCUAUCAAUAGUAUGCUUUGGCUUAUUUUAUACCUUUACAAACACAAACAUACACACAAACCAUGUUUACAGUAUACGCUUUCGUUCUUUUUAAAUAUUUAUUUUCUUUGUAUUCUGUACAGCACAACAGUACUUGUAUUAUGUUCAUAUUUUAUCAGGACUCAAACUUGUGUCCUAAUUGAACUGCACUGUUAUUGUAUCACAACUGCCAAAGAUUUCAUUUAAUCACUGAUUUAUCAUAUAAAUCUUUUUAAUAUUA
Messenger RNA from Labeo rohita (rohu), 3611 nucleotides. Its product is annotated as NADPH oxidase 4. Gene Ontology annotation, cellular component: NADPH oxidase complex; plasma membrane. The transcript is spliced from 18 exons. The record is from RefSeq and is a predicted model, not a curated record. NCBI's taxonomy places the organism in Eukaryota, Metazoa, Chordata, Actinopteri, Cypriniformes, Cyprinidae. Gene Ontology annotation, biological process: superoxide anion generation; defense response. Gene Ontology annotation, molecular function: superoxide-generating NAD(P)H oxidase activity. Bases 159 to 1850 code for a protein of 563 amino acids.